Messenger RNA from Chaetomium strumarium, 2606 nucleotides. Its product is annotated as Alpha/Beta hydrolase protein. Gene Ontology annotation, biological process: lipid metabolic process. The transcript is spliced from 2 exons. NCBI's taxonomy places the organism in Eukaryota, Fungi, Ascomycota, Sordariomycetes, Sordariales, Chaetomiaceae. The record is from RefSeq and is a predicted model, not a curated record. Bases 133 to 2421 code for a protein of 762 amino acids.
GGUCCCAGUACUUUCCUUAUUACUCCAAUUCUGAUUAUCUGAUAGCGUUCUGUUGAUUACAGUCCAGAGCAUGUGUGCCGGACCACGCGCAACUUUCCUAACAACAUCACCACAGACUGUCUCCUUCCUUACAUGACGCCCACCCUUAGUAACUGCUUACUUACUGCCAUGACAUUACAAGAAACGCAGCUUGAGGGGGGAGAGACGUCGCCGGCGCGUUCCCAUCGCAAACGAGGAUCUGAUGCUUCCUGGGAUAGGGCCGCAAGCGAGUUUGCCGCCCAGGCGGAGCGUUUGUCGCAUCUACAUCCGGCGGUUGGCGAGGAUGAUGGCGUCGCCAUUGAAGCACGCUUCGUGACGCCGCGGGAUCCGGUCAUCGUUACCUCGGAUGGCAGCCGGCUUCCUCCUGUCCCAGUGGAAGAAGCUCACAGGCUCAAUGUGCUGAGGAAGGCGCUGGAGGAUCACGAGCCGGCUACAAUACCGGCCGAGGAGAGUGAGGCUCGUCAUCCCGAUGUGAAAGCAGUGGCGUCGCUAGCCGAACGGGUUGUCGGUGUCCCGCCGGGAAAGACGGGAAAGCGAGAGAGGAAAGCGUCAAGCGCAAGCUUGAGAGAAGCGGUGCCGCCGACGCACACCCAUCCACUCUUUCCGCCACUGCCCCUCUACGGCCCACCGUCUCUGCUCCGGAAUGUCCAGUGCCUCAUCUUCCGGGUCUCUUCCUUUUUCCUCAGCUUAGCCUUUCUCGGUGUCAUUGUGCUCGGCGCCCUUUUUACUAGCAUUGGCCCAGCGCUGCGACGGAUAUGGCUGCGGACGACGUUCCGCAACCCGGAUGCAAACCGGCCAUUCCACGCCGAGGAGAAGCGACGGAAGAAGCGAAGGAAAGAAAAAGAACGGGAAUGGAUGCGCAGGCGGUCGUCCGCGCGCCGUGGCGGGGGAGAGGAGGCUAAUGCGGCCGACUGUGAUGGCUUUACGCCCACCGAGGGUGGCCCUGACCCGAUCGUAUGCGACCCGGCGUACUAUGCCCGCCGAGUGGGACUCGAUAUGGAGAUGUUCCAGGUCCAGACAGAAGACGGGUUCAUCAUUGAGCUCUGGCAUGUUUACGACCCGAAGGAGUACCAACCGCUACCCGCCGAAGAAAGGGCCCACUGCGAGCCUACAGCCUUCAAGAUCCCGAAGAAGAAGCCCGGCGAGAGCGCCAACGGCAAGAAGCCCAAAUUCCCCGUCCUGCUCAUGCAUGGCCUCCUCCAAAGCUCGGGCGCAUACUGUGUCAACGACAACGACUCCCUAGCCUUCUACCUCUGCAAAUCCGGCUACGACGUCUGGCUAGGCAACAACCGCUGCGGCUUCCGCCCGCGGCACGUCCUGCUCGACACGUCGGACCCGCGGAUGUGGUGCUGGAACAUCCGGCAGAUGGGCGUCUUCGACCUUCCGGCGCUGACGUCGCGCGUGCUGUACGAGACGGGCUUCGACAAGAUCGGGCUGAUCUGCCACUCGCAGGGGACGACGCAGGCACUGGUUGCGCUGGCCAAGGAGCAGCGGCCCGAUCUCGGGGAGAAGCUGACCGUCUUCUGUGCGCUGGCUCCCGCGGCCUAUGCGGGGCCCCUGAUCGGCAAGAUGUACUUCAAGUUCAUGCGCGUCAUCACGCCGGCCAUGUUCCGGCUCAUGUUCGGCAUCCACGCCUUCAUCCCCUUCAUGAUGACCAUGCAUGCGGUGCUGCAUCCGCGGGUGUACGGCUGGCUGGGAUACAAGGUCUUCUCCUUCCUGUUUGACUGGACGGACCAGCGGUGGGAUCGCGACCUCAAGAACAGGAUGUUUCAGUUUGCGCCCGUCUAUGUCAGUGCUGAGUCGAUGCGUUGGUGGCUUGGGCGGGAGUGCUUCGCCAGGCACAAGUGCAUCCUCGCGACGAAAGAGGAGUGGAGGGCCGAGGAACGAGCAGACCACGAGCUGGAUCAGCAACGGUCCAUCCUAACGGCUGCGGAUCGCGACAUGGAGGGUCAGGAAGCGGUGGAGAAGUCGGAGCAGGCGGCCGAGAUGCACAAAAGGAAGCCGAGGGGCUCGACGGCUUGGUACAAUCACCAGGCACCCCCUUUCGCGCUGUGGAUCUGUGGAGAGGACGAUCUGGUCGACGGAGACAAGCUGCUGAGACGGUUUGAGCGCAGGAGGGAGCCGCACGUCAAACUGGUCCACAGCAAGGUCAUACCGGAAUACGAGCAUCUUGACGUGAUCUGGGCCAUGGACGCUCCGGAGCAGGUGUUCAAAGAGGUGCGUGAGGUGCUGUGGAAGACGUGUAACGCGAGGGACGUGUGCCGCGUUCCGACGGGCUGUGAAGAAGUGGAAGCGUGGGUGCAACCUAAGGAUGAUGGAGAGGAAGAGGAGCGGGAAGAAACUGAGCUACAGUCGAGCAGCAGCGAGGAGUUGAUGUCAUGAGAUCAGCAUGGAAAGGAGGUAAUAUUGGGGCAACCGAUCUAAUGCAAGCUAAGAGGGUGUACACGCGGCAUACAAGUAGGUGAUAAUCAUUCGAGGAGUUUUGAAUUGGCUAGAGAAGCAACGGCAGGUAGACUUUUGGAAAGGGUGACUAGAUAUAUAAACCUGGAGAAUAAUGCAAAAGUAUU